This is a messenger RNA of Brienomyrus brachyistius, 3234 nucleotides long. Its product is annotated as zinc finger protein ZIC 2-like. Gene Ontology annotation, molecular function: RNA polymerase II cis-regulatory region sequence-specific DNA binding; DNA-binding transcription factor activity, RNA polymerase II-specific. The record is from RefSeq and is a predicted model, not a curated record. Gene Ontology annotation, cellular component: nucleus. The transcript has 3 exons. Lineage: Eukaryota; Metazoa; Chordata; Actinopteri; Osteoglossiformes; Mormyridae. The coding region runs from base 1120 to 2445 and encodes 441 amino acids. Gene Ontology annotation, biological process: regulation of transcription by RNA polymerase II; central nervous system development.
AUUACUUGUUCUGACAAAAUUACCUAAAUAAAUCAUUAAGUCAAUGAAGCAACAAGAACAUAGCUCUUCGAUAAAUACACGAUACUAUCCACUGUACGCGGAUUCAAAAAGCGGGCUCGCUGCUUUAUUACGAUAAGAUAAUUAACAAGGUUAGAACAUGAAACCGCAUUGCAUUACAAAACUUUGAUGUCGUAGGGUAACGUUUUUAUUAAAGGCCUCCAUAUCGACGAAAUAUCUUCGAUCAUGCAGGUACUGGCAUACUCGACUGGUUCUCAGAAGAUUGCGCCUUAUGCAUAAAAUACCCAUGUGAACCUUUUCGUGCGCUUCGUUAAUUCUGCAAAGUGAUUGCGUAUUAAUGGUAGGCUAUUCUUUAUUUUUCAACAUAUUGAAGGUGCAUGCUUUAGCAUUCUCAUUUAAUUAGCUUGGAUUUAUUUUAAUGGGUUAUGCAAUCUAUCAACGAAAUUACAAUGGAAAUAUCAGUCUAUCAUCGACAUGACAGUAUAUAAAGCUAAGCAAUCAGAUAUUAUAACGACGAUCGUUUUUAAACCUAUCAGACGUCUUUUUGGGGGAAAAGCAGGCUGCAGUUUAGAGUGGAAAACUAUGAGCAGCCUUUAGUGGUGAAAAUGCGGUGCUGCGAUUGGAAGAGAGCCUCGGAUUGAUAUUGUUCUGUGGCCAAUAGGAGCGCAGUGGGUGAAUGACCGGCUUAAGUUUAAGGGGGCGUAAGGGACCGAUGUGCCAGUCCACUGAUAAAAGCAGAUCGUCUGUGAUAAUCACAGAAAACAGAAAGAAAGCUGCGCACCAUUUGGGACGUCGCGCCAAGAUGCACCAAAAGGCUUCCCUCUUUAUCAGGAAAAUCGUUUAAGACUUCACAUUCGCCACACUUUCAUUAGGCGAAUACAUCUUUCCAUGGGAAUUUUCAGUUGCAGGUUAUAUAGAAAAAGUAGAACUCCAGUUUUAUUUUCCAUUUGCAUUUCGCCGCGCUGAACUUCGCUUGAAAUUACCGACGGUGAGAUUAACUCUUGUUUAUUUUUUUUUCUUUUAACCUGCAUUUAUAACAUAUAAAGUUACUUGUCCGUGCAUGUAAUAUUGGUCCUAACAGAAAGGAUCGGCUAAGAAGUUAUGUUGCUGGACGCUGGUCAUCAGUUUCCUGGUUUGGGAGUUGGUACAUUUACUAGGCAUCACUCCGCGAGCGAAAUGCAGGACAGGGAUCUGAGUUUAGCACAGAACAGCUUUGUUGAUUCUGCACACAUGGGUGCGUUUAAAUUGAACCACGACCUCUCGCCGGGCCAGAGCUCUGUUUUCACUUCGCAGGCACCGGGUUACGCCGCUGCGGCUCUGGGGUCUCACGCCCAUGUUACCUCGUACGCGAGUUCACCCUUCAACUCCACACGGGACUUUCUCUUUCGCAGCCGCGGCUUCGGAGAUUCGUCUCCGGCGAGCAGCCAACAUGCUAUUUUCGGGCCCGCAGCGGGGUCCCUUCAUCACCCCCAUUCAGACAGUCAAGGCCAUAUAUUGUUUCCUGGGAUCCACGAUCAGCAUGGAGCGCACAGCACCCCGGCUGUAUUAAACGGACAAAUGCGACUUGGACUACCAGGAGAUGUUUUUGGGCGGACUGAUCAGUAUCACCAGGUGUCCAGUCCGAGGACCGACCCUUAUUCCACUGCUCCACUGCACAGUCAGUUUGGCUCCAUGAACAUGAACAUGAGCAUGAACAUGUCAGCCCAUCAUCACCCCGGUGCCUUCUUCCGAUAUAUGAGGCAGCAGUGCAUCAAACAGGAGCUUAUCUGCAAGUGGAUUGACCCCGAGCAGCUGAACAGUCCGAAAAAGAGUUGCAAUAAAACUUUCAGCACCAUGCACGAGCUGGUUACCCACGUCUCGGUCGAGCACGUCGGAGGACCCGAGCAAUGCAACCACAUCUGUUUUUGGGAAGAGUGUCCCAGAGAGAGCAAACCAUUUAAAGCGAAAUAUAAACUCGUUAAUCACAUUCGGGUCCAUACCGGAGAGAAGCCUUUCCCUUGUCCCUUCCCUGGAUGUGGCAAGGUUUUUGCGCGCUCGGAAAACUUAAAGAUACACAAGCGGACGCAUACAGGCGAGAAACCAUUUCAGUGCGAGUUUGAGGGCUGCGACAGGCGUUUCGCAAAUAGCAGCGACCGGAAGAAGCACAUGCACGUGCACACGUCGGACAAGCCGUAUCUUUGCAAAAUGUGUGAUAAAUCGUACACUCACCCCAGCUCCCUGAGAAAGCACAUGAAGGUCCACGAAAACUCUUCAGCCUCUGACUCCUCGCCUGCAGCCAGCUCUGGCUAUGAGUCAUCGACACCCCCUGGCUUGGUCUCCCCAUCCACCGAAACCCAAAGCAACAACACUUUGUCGCCUGCAUCCACGGCUCACAAUAACGCCGGCCACAACACCCUGUCGUCAAAUUUCAGUGAAUGGUACGUUUAGGUCUGAGAUGCAAAACCCAGAACUAAAUAACACAAAAUAACCACGUGUAUAAUAAGCGUAUAUAAAGAUAUGUACACCCAAUGGGCGUGGCAAUGCGAUAAAAGUCACUCUGAUGGACUUGUUGCUACAGCAGUCAAAUGAAGAAGCAUAUUUAUUCAUCGUUUUGUAAAUAAGAGUCUGUGAUUUCUCGUUCUCCACUUCAUGGCAGUGAUAAACCUCGUUCACAUUUGUAUGAAUGUUCCUUCAACGGUAGCUAUUCAUAUGAACUUUUAGUGCAAAUAUACGAGAUCUUUUCUAUUCAGACAUUUUCAGUUACACUAACAUCUAACAUAAACUAGUACUUGAUUUCAGCUAUACAACUUUAAACUGGAUUUUCAGUGCCAAAGUUAACAUUUAACUGUUAAUGUGAAUGUAUAUUUAAUUUGCCGGGUUUACCUUGUGAUGUUUUGUGCUUUAAGAGUUUGAAUAUAAUAUCUGGAAGAUUUUGAGAAAGAUAUACGUUGUAUUGUAACGUGUUGUUACAUUUUCUGGAGUCACGCUUUUUCUUUUGUAAAUAUCAACUGCCAUAUUUAUCAGUUUGUAAUUAAAUUAUGGUAUUUACUUGAUACAGAUUAAACGAUAUUUAUAUAAAAAGUUUCUUUAUGACUGAAAUGUACAAUUAUGAGCAAAACACACACUGAUGUUUUAUGUUUUGUUAGUCUGAGAUGUGUUUUCUCCAUUCUCGUGAUACGUUUUAAGAAUUUAAUUGUAUACAGAGAUAUAAUAAAACGUGUUGCAAGUGGUCGGUUA